AUACUUGCAUUACAUAUACUACCUAUUGUGUGCGAGAAGGCCACGUCGUCUCUGAUGCAGAACCGAACGUAACUGAGAGAUAGUGAAGAGACUGUUUGUGUCUAACACACUGAUAAGGGAUACCCUGCUGUUGUCAGAAGGGAUAAAGUGUUGUUGCCAAAGUGGUUGCUGCUUGUGCUGUCGAAAAGUAUACAGUUUUGUUGCCAACAGUGAGCAGUGAAACACUUGUGGCUUCUUUAUGGAUAUUCCGCUAUUGUCUAUGGAAAUGGUCUGAUGUUGUUUAAAGGAAUAUUCUGUUGUCGUUGACAGGAUAUAGAGGAAAACACACGGCAGCAGAAGUUGAUUCCUGCAGUGGACCAACGGAACCAUGGAUAGAAAAUAUGUCAUAGCAAUUGCUGUAUGUGCGACUGUGAUAGUCGUCAUCAUCGUCAUCGUCGUUGUCGUCGUGGCUCUGUUAAUCAGACGUCGGAGGAGGGUUGUUCGUAGACAACGACCACGACCACAGAGCUCAGUUUCUGUUGAGGGUACCCUUCAAGUUAGGGCAGCAAAGAAUUAUCGAAUCAGCCGCGAUGACAUCGUGGAAAGAUCAGGAAAAGACGACUUGGAGCUGAAAGACGUGACCAACAGCCCGACAGGGGAGGCAAUCACAGCUAUGUGUCCCCCGACACCUCCAGUUGGUGGAGCCACUCCCCCGCGUCUCGAUCCCAUAUAACGCCAGGACAAUCUCACAACCAGCAUCUACUGAACAGCACCUGCAUCAUCAACUACAUCAGGAAGUGCACAGACGUCAGAAAUUGGGAAUCGACACGCUACAGUGCCUUAAGAUUUGACUUCAACAAUGUAUAUCGUGUGUUUGACUAUAUGCAGGUCUUCCUUUUAGGUUGACGUAAUUGAUGUAUACAUGCGUAGUGCCCAUAUAGAAUAAACCGUUAAUGUAGAUGAUAAUGGGAUACAAGAGGAAAGGCUACAAUACACCAAAGGUUGUUGUUGAGUUACAAAAAGGGAUGUGCCAAGGUGGUUUUGUAGUAUAUAAUUGGUGUAUCCCACAUAGGUCUGUACAAAUUCAGCUUAUACAAUUUCAAAAAUGA
Molecule: messenger RNA, 1088 nt
Organism: Haliotis rufescens (red abalone)
Lineage: Eukaryota; Metazoa; Mollusca; Gastropoda; Lepetellida; Haliotidae
Exons: 6
Coding region: 368-712 (114 amino acids)
Source: RefSeq, a predicted model, not a curated record